Messenger RNA from Ictalurus punctatus (channel catfish), 1057 nucleotides. It is a transcript of the gene hacd4, whose product is annotated as 3-hydroxyacyl-CoA dehydratase 4. The record is from RefSeq and is a predicted model, not a curated record. Gene Ontology annotation, molecular function: 3-hydroxyacyl-CoA dehydratase activity. Bases 267 to 989 code for a protein of 240 amino acids. Lineage: Eukaryota; Metazoa; Chordata; Actinopteri; Siluriformes; Ictaluridae. The transcript has 7 exons. Gene Ontology annotation, biological process: sphingolipid biosynthetic process; very long-chain fatty acid biosynthetic process; fatty acid elongation. Gene Ontology annotation, cellular component: endoplasmic reticulum membrane.
AGUUGGAGAAUGUAGGAUAUGACACAGCAGAAUUCAAAGAAAUGCAGAAGUGGUUUCUUUUCUUUAUUCGCGCGGGCGUCUGUAGAUUUUUUCCACACACACCCUGCAAACCUCAUGCGUGUCUCUAAGAACAAGCCAAGUCAGAAAGAUGCGUGAAUUUCCUCAAGUCCGUCAAUCCACUGUGGAAAAAGGGAAGGGAAGCCCACAGCAGGUCCUGCCCUGCCUACGUCACUGAGGAAACGGGGAAGCCGAGGACCGAAGACGCGAUGGACAAGUUGAACAAACUGCAAAAAAGUGAGCGAGAAGCAGCGCCGGAAAUGAGGUGCAGCAUUGGCUUCGUCUAUCUGUUCUCCUACUAUUUACUCCAGUUCUGUGGACACACGUGGAUCUUUUCCAACAUGACAGCCAGAUUUCUUUCUUUUGGAUUGGAUGCUUUAGCUGGCACAUUUUAUUUUGUGGGAGUGAUGAUGAGCCUGUGCCUGCUCUUGUCAGUGCUGGAGCUUUUCCACAUUGCAGAUGGAAUAGAAGAGAGUCAACUCCUUCCUCGGCUUGUCCAGGUGAUUGAGAGAAAUUUCCUUUUAUUAUUAAUCAUCAGUCAAGAGGAGUUUCAGAGUAAAACAGUAGUGUGUGUGCUGUUUUAUCUGUGGAACACUUUACACCUGAUAAGGUACCCAUAUCAACUGAUGUGUCUCAUUAGCACACCAUCAUUCAAUAUGCUGUGGGUGCGCUACACCAUCGCCAUCCCUGUCUACAUAUUAUCUGUGAUCACAGAAGGAAUCAGUAUUUUACAGGCGUUGCCAUAUUACGAGUCGGAAGGCACUUAUUCUGUCCAGCUGGAAACACCCAUCUCUGUCUAUGUACAUUUCCCAUACCUGCUAAUGGCUUACCUCCCUCUGUUGGUAGCAGUUUCUGGCUUAACAGUACGAAGCUUACUCAAAGAAAGGAGUCAUUCUCUUAACAACUGGAAUAAGAAGAUGAAAAUUGGCUAACUGAAGAGAAAAUUGAUGACACUUCUCCAUGAUUACUGCACAAAAUAAAGUAACUUUUUUUUCUUUAA